GCCGACUGACUGAUCAUGAUAAGCCCUUACUCAACAGCCAUCGAUGAGUGCAUCAUUUUCGGGCCAUCGCAACAUCCAGUUCCCACGAAACACCACACCACACGCAGCCAGCAAGACAUGCACCACAUGAGCGUGUGAGUACUCACCAGCAUAUCCACGCUUGCAGGCAGGCAGGCAGGCAGGCAGGCAAGUAAAUCCACGGCAGCAGCCAGCCACUCACGCCCAUCUUUACGCAGCCACCCAAACAGACAGACAGACAGACAGACCAUCACCACGCCAGCCAUGUCAGCCGAGAAACACUAUCCAUACAUAAACACACCCAAACAGGGCGACUGACGAUGUGUCAGUCACCCGAGCAAUCGCAGCACAGACCACACCAUCACACCAUCGUCAUGCAAGUAGGUAAGGCUAUACACAGGCAGGGCAGCCUCUCAAGCGACAAACACACCACACAUUGGCAUACAUACACUCACGCAUUGCAUUGCAUAUCUAUCAGCCAUCCCUCAGCCACUCACUCAUUUGUCUAUGAGUGCCCUCCGGCCGUGGCCACCACCUGCUGCCUUGCCUGGGCGCGAGUGGACAUCGGCACGCCGCACGCCGUGUGCACGGGCGGGACGGGAAGGACGGGUGCAGGAGGGGCGGCUGCAGACCGGUACGGAGGCGACUUCCCGCCACCCGAAUGGAGCACAGGCCUGCACGAGCGAUACACAGACAACAGACUUAGACGCAGGAAGGCAGCACUGGCGUGUUGUUGUGGCCUGUCUGUUACCUGUUGAGUUUGCGCUUCUUGCUGGCGAGAAAUAGAGACAGCGGCAGGGAGUCCGUGACGGAGCUCUUGCGCGCCAGCCUCCUCUUGCCAUCGCCCCCCUGCCGCCCAUCCCCCUGCCCCGCUGCCAGCAGGUCGGCAUGCUCGUCCUUCGGGUAGAGCUCGCAGCCGUCUGGAAGGGACAUGUUGCUGAGGACGAAGGCCGCCUGGAUAUCCUCCUCGGUGGUGCCGCGGUACAGGCCGCGCGAUCCUCCUGGUGGCUUCUUCUGCAACACCAACGUCACCUUGCCUCGGGAGACGGUGAGCUCGCCUCGCUGCUGCUGGUGCUGCUGCUGCUGCUGGUGCUGGGGGUGUAGGUGGACGGCCUCGUCCUCGUCGGUCUGCAUGGACGUGACGGUUGGGGUGAUGUCCUCGACGGCCUCGGCCUCGAGGCGCUCGAUCUCCUUGUGCUCCUCCUUCCUCUCACGCAUGUAUCCACUCUCCAGGACGGCCGUGCUGCACACAUACCGACACCAUCGACUCGACAAGGACAUGAAUGAUGCAGUCACAUCAUUGCUGUGCAGUGCGUAUGAGGUGGCGGCCGGGCCGCAGAGCACCUCUUGCGGAAGCGGGAGGGCAUCUUGACUUUGCGAGGCUGCCUCGGCUCGGCAGGAUUGAUGACGUUGACGUUGCGCUUCCGCGUCACGACCUCAAAGUCAUCUGAGAUACACACACCCACAUAUUGAUGACGCGAGCACGGUACUCUUGGCCGAGUGUGACGUGUGUGUAAACUUUACUUACAGGGGUAUGGUGUGGAGAAAAACCCAAGUCUGCUGAAUUCGUACCAAGAAGACAGUAAGCCCUGAGUGUCACUGCCAAACUGAAGCAUACACGCACGACCCAUUGCCGCUGCCACACAAUAGCUGCGAUGCUCCCCGCCUCCCCUUCCCGUGGCUCCUCCCUCACCGUCUCCUUGAGCGAUGUCGCGAGUGCGCUAUCGAAUGACGCCAUCGACGACAAGAUGCCGGGCGCCGUCAAACUCCGACCAUCGUCACUAGGAGCAGCAGCGGCACCACCGCUACCGGCGUCCCCGCCGGCACUGGCGCUAGUACUGGCGGCCCACACGCCUCGCUUGGGGCUGCCAGCCGACUUAUCCCGUGCCAGCUCUGCCAGCAGGGCCUUCUCUUCGAAAUUGAGAGUAGGCGUCGGUCGGCCGAGGGCCGCCAGAAGGGAGCGCACCUUGGCGGGAAGGCGUCUUCGCUUCUGGUGGUGAUUCACUAUGCCCUGCAGACCAGCCCUAUCCUGCACGAUGGAUGCCACAAAGACAACCACACCCAUCCGCUGCUGGUACGUGAUCCGUCUCGGGCUGCCCUGCCUCCCUCACCUGGCGCAGCAGACGGCGCUCUGUGGCGGCAUCGAAAGACACGCUCCGGUGACGUGCCCUACUAUCAGACGACAUCUGACACACACAAACGUGAUGAGAGCACCACGGUGAAUGCCCAACCAGUGCGCGUGGUUGCGUGGAACGACGGGAUGUGGGCUGUGCGGGAGAGAUGCCGGUGUGCACAUCUUGUCCUUACUAUCAGCAUCAGCUGGCGUGGACGUCAGUGCUGCAGCCAGGAGGAGCCCGGUGGCAUGGAGAUUGCCGAACACUGCAGCAGGCCUCAGCGCACUCGCCGUGCAGACAGGUCACUCAAAAUGAUUGCAGAGCGCUGGUGCCUCGCGUCCUGCCCUGUCUAUCUGCAUCCUCCCCCUGCCUCAGCACGUGCAGCUGCAAGGCUUCCAAACCGG
This is a messenger RNA of Vitrella brassicaformis, 2536 nucleotides long. NCBI's taxonomy places the organism in Eukaryota, Vitrellaceae. The record is from the annotation of a GenBank genome assembly.